AUGGUUCAGCUUCCCGAUCUCCCGACGGAGAUUCUCGACAAGAUCAUCUCCAACGUUGGCCCGUUUGACGACAACAAGCUGAAAGAAACGAAAGAGGUGGUUAAGAACUUUGAUGAUUACCGGGUUUCUGUGAAAUCUGUGGCCGGCCUGUGUCGCACUUGCAAAGCCCUGCGACGCGUAGCCCAACCGAUCCUCUAUCGAUUCCCCUUAACUUACGACAAUGACCUCGUCUCCCUUGUUCGCACACUGGCAACACGAGAAGAUUUGAAGGGAAAGGUGCAAGGACUGGUCCUCAUUUUUGCACCCGGAACCAAAAUAAAGCAGGAUGUGGUCACGGUCAUUGCACCAGAUGAUCAGGACCUCUUCAACAACCUAGUUGCAAAGUAUCCAACAAGAGCAAACGGGGAAUUGAUCAACAUUCCCUCAACCUGGGCUACUGGAGAAAACGAAUCGAAGGAUGAGUUCGCCGGAAAUCUCAAGCUUAUUCUAGCCGCCUUGCUUCUUACGCAAAUUCCCAACGUGGAGCGCAUCUCGAUGGACAUGGGCUCCAAUGCCGACUUUCCAUUCUCCCAAACCGGAUCUCUACCACGUCUUGUUGAGUUGACCGUUCACUACGAGGGCAACUUCUGCCUCGACAUGAUGGUUCUUGAUGGUGUGCUGAAAGCGGCUCCCGCUCUGAAGACACUCGACGCGGUGAAUGUUUACCUGGUGAAGGAAUCGAAAGGCCUCUCUCACGACAACCUCACGACCCUGAACCUCACCGAACCCGCUCUCGAGGUGGGAAGCUUUAAGAAACUCAUGGAGGGCUUCCCGAAGCUGGAGAGUCUCUAUCUUCACCCCUCCCAUACUUGCGUAAUAUCACACGAGGCUAGAUUAUCGGCAUACCAGAUUCUGCGGACCCUGCCCAUUCGAGCAGAUACCCUACGGCGCAUCCACCUCCUCAUUCAACCGAUGGAGUGGGAGGGUGGCUUGUACGAAGCCCCCAUACCCAGCCUCAAAGAAAUGAAGUUGCUGGAAACCCUGUACAUCGACUUUGCGAAUCUGUACCCGGACGAGGACAAGACGGGUUUAGUAGAGUUCCUGCCGCCAUCGAUCCGGACCUACGAGCAAGACUACUGCCACGAAGAGCUUAUGCCCGUGAUGCUCGCCUUGGCUGAGAAUGCUCCUGAAAAGUUUCCGAAUCUGAAAAAGGUGGCCUUUGGGAAGUUUUAUGAAGAUGAUGAAGAUUUGUCUCCUGUGAUUGAGAGGGCUUUCGGAAAGAGGAGUAUCGAGUGUUCUUUUAAGAUUGAUGAUGAGAAGGUUUUGGCAGUGAGGUAG
This is a messenger RNA of Fusarium vanettenii 77-13-4, 1317 nucleotides long. RefSeq lists its product as uncharacterized. The transcript has a single exon. The record is from RefSeq and is a predicted model, not a curated record. The coding region runs from base 1 to 1317 and encodes 438 amino acids. NCBI's taxonomy places the organism in Eukaryota, Fungi, Ascomycota, Sordariomycetes, Hypocreales, Nectriaceae.